UUAGACAUGAAUACAGCGACUGUUUGUUUCAUAGCCUUAUGGAUGUUUGUUGCGUCCAGCGAGGCAAAAAGCUCUAAAGACUGCCCAGCUGUCCCCUGCUUUCUCAUACUGUACCCACCGAGCUGUCGUUCAGUAUCUUUCUUCUUGCAUGGGAAGGAUCAGGUUUGUCAAGGUUGUGACAUGUGCGUUGUAGAAUCCACAAACCUAGAUAAAGAUGGCUGUCCAGUGAAAUCCUGCAAGUCGAACAAGAAGGCGAUAUCCGAAGGUUGCCGGAGGGAUAUUUAUUACAUCUACCAGGGACGAAAGAUCUGCCAAGGGUGUCCACAAAACAUUUGUAAAAACUGAUGUAUCUCUUUAUGAAAUAAAGAAGUGACAUUUGUA
Molecule: messenger RNA, 381 nt
Organism: Mercenaria mercenaria
Lineage: Eukaryota; Metazoa; Mollusca; Bivalvia; Venerida; Veneridae
Exons: 3
Coding region: 7-345 (112 amino acids)
Source: RefSeq, a predicted model, not a curated record